Messenger RNA from Thyridium curvatum, 966 nucleotides. RefSeq lists its product as uncharacterized. Bases 1 to 966 code for a protein of 321 amino acids. The record is from RefSeq and is a predicted model, not a curated record. NCBI's taxonomy places the organism in Eukaryota, Fungi, Ascomycota, Sordariomycetes, Thyridiales, Thyridiaceae. Gene Ontology annotation, molecular function: oxidoreductase activity, acting on the CH-CH group of donors. Gene Ontology annotation, biological process: very long-chain fatty acid biosynthetic process. The transcript has 2 exons.
AUGGCGCCUUCCAUCACCCUCAAGCUCGCGAAUCGGCAGCGGAAGCCACCGGUGAAGCGUCUUCCGCCCUCAGUCGACAUCCCCAAUGAGGCCACCAUUGAGGACGUCAAGAUGGCCAUUGCCAAGAAGGCAGGCGUCGGCGACUACAACCGCAUCGGCAUUUUCGAUCCUGAGACGAGCAAGAUCUUCAGCGACCGCAAAGCCCUGGUCAAUGCCCAGAGCAACGUCGUCUCGUCCAAAGCAUUGCUGGUGCAAGAUCUAGCUACAGGUCCUCAAUUCGCGUGGAGGACGGUCUAUCUGGUCGAAUACUUUGGCCCUAUCCUCUUCCACGCACUCUUCGUCUGGAUCCGGCCGUAUCUCAACAUUCCCUGGUUCUACGAAAACACCGACAAGACUCCCUUGACUGAUGUCCAGUGGCUACUGUUCUGGCUGUUCCAGCUCCACUUCCUCAAGCGCGAGUUUGAGACGGCUUUUGUACAUCGCUUCGCGGCCAACACCAUGCCCGCCUGGAACAUCUUCCGGAACUCGGCCUUCUACUGGGGCGAGGCUGGUCUCUUGUGCGCUCUCUCCAUCUACGCUACCUGGUCUCCUGCGAGGUUCCCCGCGGAGCCCAGGUCUGGCAUCACCACACUCGACUACGUGCUCGUCGCGCUUUGGGCCGUCUUCCAAGCUUGCAAUGCCAUUGUGCAUGUGCACCUCGUCAGCUUGCGCCCCAAGAACAGCACCGCCAAGGGCAUCCCAUCCUGCAUUGGUAGUAGCUUGGUCACCUGCCCCAACUACAUGUUCGAGGUCCUAGGCUGGCUCAUGGUCAUCCUCAUCAGCCGUGAUGUUACCGUCGUCAUCUUCAUCCUCACCGGGAUUAUGUACAUGGCGUCGUGGUCUCGCGACAAGGAGAAGGCCCUUCGCCGUCUGUUCCCCGAUGAGUACAAGAAGAAGAAGUACACUAUGCUUCCGGGUCUUAUCUGA